This is a messenger RNA of Xiphias gladius (swordfish), 3098 nucleotides long. Its product is annotated as lissencephaly-1 homolog. The record is from RefSeq and is a predicted model, not a curated record. Bases 486 to 1718 code for a protein of 410 amino acids. Gene Ontology annotation, biological process: brain morphogenesis; nuclear migration; establishment of mitotic spindle orientation. Gene Ontology annotation, molecular function: microtubule plus-end binding; dynein complex binding. NCBI's taxonomy places the organism in Eukaryota, Metazoa, Chordata, Actinopteri, Istiophoriformes, Xiphiidae. The transcript has 11 exons. Gene Ontology annotation, cellular component: neuron projection; cytoplasmic microtubule; neuronal cell body.
GCUCCCGUCAGACCGUGAACGCGAGCUUCGUGCGCGCUCCAGGUUGAAGGCGAAUGCGGUAGGCGACGAGAAAACAAGCGACGGCGGAGACUCACGGCUCACCUCCACAUCACAAGACCUUAUUUUGGAGCGGAAAUUUCACGCCCUGUCGGGUCGUGUUACCGUCGAAGACGGCUGAGGAUACUCACGGACAGAAUCAAUAGGAUGCAGUGUAGACUUGGCUGGUGACUGGUCUGCAGGCUCUCCACUUCUGUUGUCCCUGGAGUCAGCCAGUUGGGGGGCAGAUUCCUGCGCUCCCCUCUUCUCAGUCUGAGUCUUUGUCUGGACAAAACCAACCGCCUGCUAUUGGAGUACACAGCUCGUCCUUGCCCGUGUUGCCUGGAUCAGCACAGCUCAUCUCCUGACUGAGGAGAGCGCAGCAGCUGCACAAGACUCACCUUCUACCAACUGAUCCCUCCUAGCCCUGCCCACACUUCCCAAUCACCAUGGUGCUGUCACAACGGCAACGAGAUGAACUAAAUCGAGCGAUAGCCGAUUAUCUACGUUCCAAUGGAUACGAAGAGGCAUAUUCCACUUUCAAGAAGGAGGCGGAAUUAGAUAAUAAUGAAGAAUUGGAUAAGAAGUAUGCUGGCCUUUUGGAAAAAAAAUGGACCUCAGUCAUCAGAUUACAAAAGAAGGUGAUGGAACUUGAAUCCAAACUGAAUGAAGCUAAAGAGGAGAUCACCCUGGGAGGGCCGGUCAGUCAGAAGCGCGAUCCCAAAGAGUGGAUCCCACGCCCACCAGAAAGGUACGCGCUGAGUGGCCACCGCAGUCCAGUCACCCGCGUCAUCUUCCACCCAGUCUUCAGUGUCAUGGUGUCAGCUUCUGAGGAUGCCACAAUAAAGGUGUGGGACUAUGAAACGGGAGACUUUGAACGCACACUGAAAGGCCACACAGAUUCUGUGCAGGACAUUUCUUUUGACCAGACUGGCAAACUGUUAGCAUCUUGCUCUGCAGACAUGACUAUCAAGCUGUGGGAUUUCCAAGGCUUUGAGUGCAUCAGGACCAUGCAUGGCCAUGACCACAAUGUUUCGUCUGUAGCCAUUAUGCCCAAUGGAGAUCACAUCGUUUCUGCCUCAAGGGACAAAACCAUAAAAAUGUGGGAGGUGGCAACUGGCUACUGUGUGAAGACCUUCACGGGCCACAGGGAGUGGGUCCGUAUGGUGCGGCCCAACCAGGACGGCACACUGAUUGCCAGCUGUUCCAACGACCAGACAGUGCGUGUGUGGGUCGUGGCCACCAAAGAGUGCAAGGCUGAACUGCGGGAGCAUGAACACGUGGUGGAGUGCAUCUCCUGGGCACCAGAGAGCGCCUACCCCACCAUCCUAGAGGCCACAGGCUCUGAGAUCAAGAAGAGUGGUAAGCCAGGCCCCUUCCUGCUGUCUGGCUCCAGAGACAAAACCAUCAAGAUGUGGGAUGUCAGCACCGGCAUGUGCCUUAUGACACUGGUUGGCCAUGACAACUGGGUGCGUGGGAUCCUCUUCCACCCAGGAGGCAAGUUCAUUGUGACCUGUGCAGAUGACAAGACCUUAAGGAUCUGGGACUACAAGAACAAGCGCUGCAUGAAAACCCUGUGUGCCCACGAACACUUCGUUACCUCUCUGGAUUUCCACAAGGCUGCUCCCUACGUCGUCACCGGGAGCGUAGAUCAAACAGUAAAAGUGUGGGAGUGCCGCUGAUCUGGACCUUGGAGGAUUGGACCACCACCCCAAUUACCCAGGCACUCCUCUGGAUCCCACCUCCCCUCCUGCCAUCCCACCUCCUGUUUCAUUCCACCCCCACCCCCCCCUAACAUAAAAUCUCACCCACACAUCUUCAUCUCCUCCGGCUGUAAUUGCCACCAUGGUUAUUUACCCAUCGCGCUCUCUGGUCCAAUAACUUUUGUCCUUCUAUGUAAAUUAUUCCUGGAUGUAGAUCGAGCUAUUAAAUGUUACACAAAAAAGUAUUCUUGCAUGGUAAUCCAAAAUUGUAUACUGUAAAUUUACAUAACAUUGUCUAGAAGUACCAUAGGUUUAACAUGGGGCUGGCCGUCUGUCACGCAGCCUUACCGACCAACCGAAGGCAGAUGUUUUUGACUGGGUGUAAAAUGUAGGGCACUAAAAACCAAUAAUUUAAGAAAUGACAGUGUCUUUAUGUGUAAGAUUUAUUUUUGUCUAUUUUUUUAUUUAGAAUUUUUUUUCUGUUAUUUCUCUCCUUCACUGUCGUAGUCUGUUGGUGCCUAGCUUGGUGAAACUCCCGAGAGAUAAGGCAGGAAAAGCAUAUAUGACGCGUCAAGAUACGAUUGUCUGUGGGGCUUUGUUAUUGAAAUAAUCUGUAGCUUUAUAACGUCACUUUUCAAGUGUGCAUACCAUUUCUCUUCAUGUGGAACUAGGUAAUAUUUUAAUGGCUGUAUAUACGAAUGUUUCAAACUGUUGUCCUUGGACCUCGGGGGCUUACAAACAGCUUUGUACUCUUGUCAUGGUGGCACAUGAACCACUGCUAGGCUUUAGAUAAAUUAUCGCAUUUAAUGAAUCUGCAGCAAAGAAUAAAAAGUUGAAAUCUUUGAAAGUGGCUUUGUCUAUAACUGAACAAAGUUUUUCACAAGAAGCCCAGUGUAGCGAGCAAGUUUGUGUGGCUUUUGCUGUCAGUAAACUCCCUGGGUCACAACAGCACCUGAGCAGAGUUCAGGGAUUACACCUGUUUAAUCUCAAGCACUUGAUAAAGGCCUGGGGCGUGUCUCCCUUUACGAGACGAUCUCCUGUGACCUUGCGUGUCAGACUUUUGAUGGACUAAACCCUCUGUCCACUUCUAGUCCCCUGUCCAGGCAAUCUCGGCGGGGAUUGGUGUACCAAACGAAUUAUGUAAAGUCAGAGAAUGCUCAGCUGACCCAUGGCACCUCGGAAAGCUACAUACAGAAACCUCGUGUGAAAUAAACUUGCUAAAGAGAAAACAAAGGCAUGACGAGGAGUCAAAGUGAGCCCCCCGGGUUUGUUUUCUGGGAUGUGCAAAGAUCUCUUAAUUUCUGAGGGGUGAAUUAUAUGUUCUGCAUAAUAAAAAUGGUUUUGAGUAUAAAAAAAAAA